Messenger RNA from Pipistrellus nathusii (Nathusius's pipistrelle), 2559 nucleotides. NCBI's taxonomy places the organism in Eukaryota, Metazoa, Chordata, Mammalia, Chiroptera, Vespertilionidae. The record is from the annotation of a GenBank genome assembly.
AUGGAGAAUGAGCUGCCAGUCCCCCAUACAUCUAGCAGUGCCAGUGCCACCAGCAGCGCCAGCGGGGUCAGUAGCAGCAGCGGUGGAAGUGGCCGCCCCGCUGGGCCCCAGAUUUCCGUGUACAGUGGCAUCCCUGACCGGCAGACCGUGCAGGUGAUCCAGCAGGCCCUGCACCGGCAGCCCAGCACUGCGGCUCAGUACCUGCAGCAGAUGUACGCCGCCCAGCAGCAGCACCUCAUGCUGCAGACGGCGGCACUGCAGCAGCAGCACCUCAGCAGCGCGCAGCUCCAGAGCCUGGCGGCCGUGCAGCAGGCGAGCCUGGUGGCCAACAGGCAAGGGAGCACCCCCGGCAGCAGUGUGUCUGCACAGGCCCCGGCCCAGUCAUCCUCGAUCAAUCUGGCAGCCUCCCCAGCGACAGCCCAGCUCAUCAACCGGGCUCAGAGUGUGAACUCAGCGACCGCCUCGGGCAUCGCCCAGCAGGCUGUGCUCUUGGGCAACACAUCUUCUCCCGCCCUGACUGCGAGCCAAGCACAGAUGUAUCUGAGGGCACAGAUGCUCAUCUUCACGCCCACGGCCGCCGUCGCUACUGUGCAGCCCGAGCUCGGCACUGGCUCCCCCGCCCGGCCCCCCACCCCCGCCCAGGUACAGAACCUGACCCUCCGAACACAGCAGACACCAGCUGCAGCAGCUUCGGGCCCUCCCCCCACUCAGCCUGUCCUGCCCAGCUUGGCCCUGAAACCCACGCCAGGCGGUAGCCAGCCUCUGCCUACCCCAUCGCAGGGCAGAAGCACUGCUCAGGGUUCCCCUGCAGGUACCAAGUCUGGCCUCACUGACAGUGUGAUGGAGCCCCUCAAGAAAGGAGAUGGCAGCAGUAGCGCGCCAGGGAGCGUGGAGGGCCGGGCUGGGCUCAGCCGGAUGGUGCCCGCCGUGGCUGCCCAUCCCCUCAUUGCACCAGCCUACGCUCAACUGCAGCCACACCAGCUCCUCUCCCAGCCGCCUUCAAAGCACCUGCAGCCCCAAUUUGUGAUCCAGCAGCAGCAGCAGCAGCCAGCACAGCAGCAGCAGCCCCAGCAAUCCCGGCCCGCACUCCAAGCCCAGUCCCACCCCCAGCUCGCCUCCAUCCCUCCGAGUUUGGCCCUGCAGCCCAGUCCCGAAUCCCAUGCCAUGCCUCUAGGCCCAGUUACAUCCACCCUGUCACUCCAGUGUCCCACUGCCAGCCUGUACAAGCCUGGCAGCACUCAGCAUUGCCACCCUCCCACGCCCGAUGCUGGGCCUCACAAUGGGUAUCCUGAGGGCCUGUCCCACACCCCUCAACGCAGGUUCCAGCAUGCCUCGGCUGUCAUCUUACAACUGCAGCCUGCGUCACCCGUGCCCCAGCAGUGCACCCCAGAGGACUGGAAGGAAGUGGUCCCUGGGGAGAAGAGUGUGCCCGAGGCUCGGUCCCGCCCAUCACCGCAUCAGCAAGCCAUUGUCACUGCCAUGCCCGGGGGCCUGCCUGUACCCAAGAGCCCUAACAUCCAACAGAUCCCAGCUCACGAGACAGGGCAGGGCAUUGUUCAUGCACUGACCGACCUCAGCAGCCCCGGCAUGACCUCAGGGAACGGAAAUUCUGCCUCCAGCAUCGCCGGCACUGCCCCCCAGAAUGGUGAGAAUAAACCACCACAGGCCAUUGUGAAACCCCAAAUCCUGACGCAUGUUAUCGAAGGGUUUGUGAUCCAGGAGGGGGCGGAGCCUUUCCCGGUGGGACGCUCGUCCCUGCUGGUGGGGAAUCUCAAAAAGAAGUAUGCACAGGGGUUUUUGCCUGAGAAACUUCCACAGCAGGACCAUACCACCACCACUGACUCCGAGAUGGAGGAGCCCUAUCUGCAAGAAUCCAAAGAGGAGGGUACUCCCCUCAAACUCAAGUGUGAGCUCUGUGGCCGGGUGGACUUUGCCUACAAGUUCAAGCGUUCCAAGCGCUUCUGCUCCAUGGCCUGUGCAAAAAGGUACAAUGUGGGAUGCACCAAACGAGUGGGGCUUUUCCACUCGGACCGGAGCAAGCUGCAGAAGGCAGGAGCCACAACCCACAACCGCCGUCGGGCCAGCAAAGCCAGUCUGCCAACACUUACCAAGGAUACCAAGAAGCAGCCAACAGGCGCCGUCCCCCUUUCUGUUACUGCUGCAUUGCAGCUAACACACAGCCAGGAAGACUCUAGCCGUUGCUCAGAUAACUCAAGCUACGAAGAGCCCCUGUCACCCAUCUCAGCCAGCUCGUCCACCUCCCGCCGGCGGCAAGGCCAGCGCGACCUGGAGCUCCCCGACAUGCACAUGCGGGACCUGGUGGGCAUGGGACACCACUUCCUGCCCAGCGAGCCCACCAAGUGGAACGUAGAAGACGUCUACGAGUUCAUCCGCUCGCUGCCAGGCUGCCAGGAGAUAGCAGAGGAAUUCCGUGCCCAAGAAAUCGACGGGCAGGCCCUGCUGCUGCUCAAGGAGGACCAUCUGAUGAGUGCUAUGAACAUCAAGCUGGGGCCUGCCCUGAAGAUCUACGCCCGCAUCAACAUGCUCAAGGACUCGUAG